Brienomyrus brachyistius is the source of this 5963-nucleotide messenger RNA. Its product is annotated as transcription factor COE3-like. Lineage: Eukaryota; Metazoa; Chordata; Actinopteri; Osteoglossiformes; Mormyridae. The record is from RefSeq and is a predicted model, not a curated record. Gene Ontology annotation, molecular function: DNA-binding transcription factor activity, RNA polymerase II-specific; RNA polymerase II cis-regulatory region sequence-specific DNA binding. The coding region runs from base 389 to 2038 and encodes 549 amino acids. The transcript is spliced from 16 exons. Gene Ontology annotation, biological process: regulation of transcription by RNA polymerase II.
CUCCGUUUUUAAGCUCUGCAGUGUUUUAUGCCACUUUCCAUUUCACAAUCCAAUGCGCAAAUGUUCUUUGUCUUUCGUGCAAGUUCUUCCAUGUUUCGUCAAUAGAAAACAUAUCCAAGAUCCCGGCUGAUCGUCCUCCUUUUGAGAUGAUCCAGGGAUUUCCAACUAUCGCUUUUUCCUGAUCCUUUUAAAAACUUGAGUCCUGCGCGCCUUGAACUUCGUCUGUGGUUCUCACCUAAAAACGGAGAUACCGCAACUAUCUUUGGAUAAAGACUGUGUUUUUUUCUCUUGCUGGAACUCUGGAAGAUUGUUUUCUAAUUCGUGGGAAUUAGGACUAUCUAACUGACUUUUUUUUUUGUUUUAAGGAUAAACUUUUAAGGGCAUUUUGAUGUUUUCCAUUCAAGAUGGUCUCCCGCGGGGAGCGCUGACCAUGAAGGAGGAGCCGCUCACGGGUGGCAUGACACCAGUUCGCUCCUGGAUGCAGGGCGCCGGGAUUCUGGAUGCGAGCGCUGCAGCUCAGAGUGGAGUGGGCCUGACCCGAGCCCACUUUGAGAAGCAGCCUCCUUCUAAUCUUCGCAAGUCCAACUUCUUCCACUUCGUCUUGGCGCUGUAUGACCGGCAGGGACAGCCUGUGGAGAUUGAGAGGACAUCGUACAUGGACUUUGUGGAAAAGGACAAGGAGUAUAAUGGGGAGAAGACCAACAAUGGCAUUCACUAUCGACUUCAGCUUCUCUACAACAAUGGCAUUAGGACAGAGCAAGACUUGUACGUGCGCUUGAUAGACUCAAUGACCAAACAGCCCAUCAUUUAUGAAGGACAGGACAAGAACCCGGAGAUGUGCCGAGUUCUUCUCACCCAUGAGAUUAUGUGCAGUCGAUGUUGUGACAAAAAGAGCUGCGGGAAUCGGAACGAGACACCAUCUGACCCAGUCAUUAUUGACAGAUUCUUCUUGAAAUUCUUCCUCAAGUGCAAUCAGAAUUGUCUGAAAAAUGCGGGGAAUCCAAGGGACAUGCGGAGAUUUCAAGUGGUGGUGUCCACGACUCUUAAUGUGGACGGCCAUGUCCUCGCUGUCUCAGACAACAUGUUUGUGCAUAACAACUCCAAGCACGGCAGAAGGACCAGACGCGUGGAUCCAUCUGAAGCAGCAACGCCAUGCAUUAAAGCUAUCAGUCCCAGUGAGGGCUGGACAACGGGAGGUGCCACCAUCAUUAUCAUUGGGGACAACUUCUUCGAUGGGCUGCAGGUGGUCUUUGGAACGAUGCUUGUGUGGAGUGAGCUCAUCACUCCCCAUGCCAUCCGAGUUCAGACCCCCCCACGGCACAUCCCGGGAGUGGUGGAGGUUACACUGUCCUACAAGUCCAAGCAGUUCUGUAAAGGUGCUCCAGGACGCUUUGUCUACACAGCACUAAAUGAACCAACUAUUGACUAUGGCUUCCAAAGGCUACAGAAGGUCAUCCCAAGACAUCCGGGAGACCCUGAGAGGUUACCCAAGGAGGUGCUGCUGAAGAGAGCUGCGGACCUGGUAGAGGCCCUGUAUGGAAUGCCGCACAACAGCCAGCAGGACAUCAUCCUGAAGCGGGCGGCCGAUCUGACGGAGGCUCUGUAUAGUGCCCCCCGCAGUCACACCCAGCUGCCUUCCCUGACCCCCGCCCAUUCAGGAAUGAUGGGCGUCAACUCCUUCAGCAGCCAGCUGGCCGUCAAUAUCUCAGAGGCAUCCCCUACCGACCAGGGUUACUCCCGUAACUCCGGCAGCGUGUCCCCACGUGGCUACGUGCCCAGCUCCACCCCCCAGCAGUCUGGGUACAGCACCAUCACCUCCACCAUGAAUGGCUACAGCACCACCACUAUGACCAACCUGGCCAUGCCUGGAUCACCCAGCUUCCUCAAUGGCUCUUCCACAAGUUCCCCCUAUGCAAUCAAACAGAAGAGCGCCUUCGCCCCUGUCAUGCGGCCACCGAGCUCCCCACCCCCCGUCUGCACCAAUACCAAUGGGAGCAGCCUGCAGGCUAUGGCCGGACUGAUAGUUCCGCCUAUGUGAGGAGCGACUUCUUUGCUGCUUAUUUUAUACCACAGCAUGAACUUCAGCUAUUCUGCUUUCUGUUUUUGGCAGCAUCUCUCGUAUCAAUGCUAUUAAUGGGACUGGCUCACUGCGUCCCCCGGAUCAUCACAUACCGCUGCCUUUGUAAUGACAUCGUCCUCUGUUCCGCAGUGUUCCUAAACUCAUUUUCAGUUCGUGCAGAAAUUCAUUAGAAAAACGUUGCUGUUCAGUGCAAACACUGUAAACGAUUUCAAACUUAGAGACUCACAAAACAUAACAAGGAUGUCAGUGACAUUUCAACAGGAGAAUUAAUGCACGGUAUAUGGAAUUUCUAGACUUCAGUACAAAUAGAAUGAGGCUAUAAACUGAGUUGUUUAUUCAUGGUUCUGUAUAUCUGUCAUCCAGAAUGUUAUUGUCCAGCAAGUUCUCUUUUUUUAAUCAGUUUUAGAGAAUUUUUCAGUGCUCUCACAUUUGGAAAAAAACAACUUCAGUCUGCAUGCUUAAAGGGUGCAUCCCCUAAAACUCCCAUACAUAUUUUGGUUUCCUGUAUUACCAUGUAUAGACAUAGUUUUGUUAUUAGAUAAGAAAGGAACUCUUGGUUUUUCCACAACAUUUUUUAAUUUAGCAGCUGUCAAAUUGUUAAUUUUCAGAAACUCAUUGUAGUUGAAUCCAGAAUCCAGAACUGUUAAAAUGUAAUUUUAAAUAAAUUAUAAAUUAUUAGAUUAAUGUAAAUAUAUUUUAAGAUGACCAUUAAAUGUUAUAUUACAAAUACACACACUAGUGUCACUUCCCAAUUAUUUGUCUCAAAAUUUGUAGCCUCUGGUAAAUUUACAGGCUUAUAACGUAUACCUCAACUAAACAUAUGAGUUAAUAAGUAAUAUAUUUUCAAUGUAAGAUUGUUAUGUUGCUGUUCUUAAAGAAUGCACUUUUAAAAAUGCAGUUUUCUCUUCUAUUUGAAAUCCUAAGGCAUUUGUCUUUCUUAAACCAAUAGGAAGUCAUUUAAUUGAAACCACAAUGAUUUAGCCAAAUCAGAAAUCAUGACUUUUUAUGAAUAUUUAGGUACAGGUUUUUAUUAAAGGUUUAAUUGUCCAAAAUAUACAUAUUGUAGGCAUGGUUUGUUUUUUUUAUCGUUUUAAGCAUGAAUAAAAAAGAAAACUUUGAAGAGCACACCUGUCUAAUCCAUGUAGAACAAUAAAAUGAAAACUUUGUACAGAAACCGAAAAGUGAUGAAUGUGGAAUGGAAAAAAUGGCUCUUUUUUUAUUUCAAAACAUGAAGAAAUGUUGUUUCCCCAUCAUUUUUAUGAAUUGUAUAAAGCAUGGUUUAAUUUCUUUUUUUUUAUGUUUCGAAUAUGUUUCAUUGUAGAAAACACGUCCUUUGUGGAGGCAGCUGACUCUUGGAACAGAAACAUACACAAAAAAUAUAAAUAUGAAUGUAUAGAUGGGCAUCAGGGUGUCGUUACCUUUGUUUGUUGGGGCUUAGGGCUCCCAUUUCUCAGGAGGUUUGCUGCUGUGCCCAUCAUUCAUUGGCUGUUAUUCAAAUAACAUUCACAGCAUAACCAUAAAGAACAAAGAGUUCCAAUACACCGAUACCACAACCUGAUACCAUCCAAAAGAUUAAGCUAGAUGUAACGCAAAUCAUGCCGCAAUCAUGUAACCCAGAAGCUGACCUGUUUUUGGAAUAAUCUUCAAUUUAUAUUCAAAUAAUCAAAUAUAGGUCUACAUACUACAUACUGUACUUCUGUGGGAUAUCUGUACAGUAAAAAAAAAAAAACUUAUGAAUGAAAAUAUGCAAUUUACUAAAGUGUGUAUUUAUUAAUGUGACGAGUUCCAAAAAACUAUCAAGUUUUACAGAAGGACGUCUUCCUAAUUAUCCAUAUUAAUUGGAAAAUACGGGGCUAGAAUCUCUUCGCUUUGAAUCAAGCUCUGAAUAUUUGGUCUAUCGUAUUUAAAAAUAAAACCAUGGCUACGGUAGCAGCAGUACAUGUCCAACAGGACAGGUUGUUUGCCUUGUGCAUUAUUUACAGCGGACAUUGUUUGUGUUCUGUACUAAUAUAUAAUGAGUAUAAAUGUAGAAUGUACUAAGAUAAAUAUGUGACCAAAGUAAUAUUAGUUAUGCAAAAGGGAUUAAUGAAAGGCAAUGUCUUUGCUGUUUAUUUAGACUAUUAUAAACAUAAAUUAAUAACCACAGAAGUAACCUGUUUCUGUUUUUAGACAGAUGAGAAAUUAAUAAAUUGGAUUUUUUUUUCCUAUGGUGUCAAGUGCAGUCGUGUUAUUUUUAUCUAGAAAAAAAAUAUUUUGUUACUCAGCUGCAAUUUUAAUGACAAUGCCCCCUCUUCUAUACUAUAAAAAGUAAAUAUAAUAAUAAAAAAAGAUGUUUAUAAAAAGUCCUAUUCUCUUUACUGAUGUACAGUAUAUAUGGAAUUACAGUUAUUAACACCUAAAAUGACAUCUGAAAAUCCAUGACAUACAGAUUUUCGAAAGAACGAAAGAAAACCUUUGUAGUUUUUUGAAAAUGACCUGCAGCUUUGUAUAGAAUCACUAACUAUUUAUCUCCCAGAUUUACUUGCCAGCUCCAUUGGAUCCUUAGAUACUGGAAGAUCUCAGACGUAUUUCAGCAAAAAUCAAAAGCAGCAUUUUAAGGAGCAGAAUUAUCCCCCUUUAAUGAAUGCACCACUUCUUCAGCACUCCAGAACACAAAUAAAGUUGCCAGAUGGGAUCGUUUUCAUUGAGUGAUGUUAUGAUUAAAACUUAAAAUCAAACUAUUUCUCAAACCCGCAUUGAGGAGGUUCCUCUUAUGUACGUCUUACAGAAAAUGAUUUUUCUUUUGUUUAUCCUGAUUCUAACAUUUUGACCACGUGCCACUGUUCACAUUCCUUUGUCUGAGCAUUAUUUCCACAUUAAACAGAUAAUAUCAGGCUGUGUGUUCUUUCAAGUUUUUUAUUUUUCAGGAAAAAAGGUUUCACAAUAUAAGAUUAUAUGUGUAUUCUUUUAUGUCUUAUUUAUUGUAUAUAUAGCAAGAAAGCAAUACAAAUGAAAAAUGGACCGUAUGCUAAAGCUUUCUUGUUAGAUAUAAUCUUGUUGAUCUGUUAAACUGUCUAGAAUAGUAUUAAUUUGUUUUCCUGUUAGGUCAAGGAGUGCAAAAUAACCAAGAAUCAAAUCUUGAUGUUGUCAUUUCAAGGUUAUAAGUACUUAGGGUACGAUUUGAUUUGAGGAUAAAAUAUAAAUGUUAGACUAAAGUAAUUAACCUCGACCAUAUAUUAUAUAUUAUACUGAAGUAUAACAUGCAUAAAAUGCAGCUUGACUUGUGGGGAAAGUUAGAUAAAUGUUACAUGAACUUAACCUGAAUGUAGCCAUCGGAAACUGCGACUGCGAAUCAGCUUCAUUUUUUUCAGAAAAAGCAGGUUACGGCGUGGAAUACUCUGUCCCCUGUGCUAUAGUACUGCCCCAUUUUCCUGACAAGCAAUGCAUUCCUGCACUAAAACAUCUGUAUCCAAUAUUACUGUUCUCUAUGCCCGUUUGCAAUCAGAGCAAAACCAGAAAAAAUCUUUAUUCCGAUUUUGGCUGUCUGGUUACCAUUUUCCCCAUUUGGCUUAUUGAGUGCAUUCCCACUGAAUUAUUAUGUUCUUCACACUUGUAAAAACUUGGUCUUUGCCAGCAUCAUUCUCCGAGUUUGUCUCUGUGGGUUUGAACUUGCAGAAUGUAUUAUUUUUCAUGUUUCUUGCAUAAAACUGUUAAAACGACUAGUGAAUCUUUAUACAAUAUAGAAUAUUGUACCAUCAAAAUAUAUCAAAGCACAAUGUUUUAUUAUUUUUAUGAAAAUGAUGAAUACUUUUCUUUUUUUUAAGUUUUUGACCUUGCUGUAAAUAAAUGCAUGUUUCUCUGUGACCCAAAGCUUUUGUACAAAAACUGACUAAUAAAGAUUUAA